Molecule: messenger RNA, 1237 nt
Organism: Rosa rugosa (rugosa rose)
Lineage: Eukaryota; Viridiplantae; Streptophyta; Magnoliopsida; Rosales; Rosaceae
Exons: 4
Coding region: 75-767 (230 amino acids)
Source: RefSeq, a predicted model, not a curated record
GCGCGCCACUUUCUGGCAGUCGCGCAGCCAACGCUUCCCAAGCCUCUGGCCAGUCUGGGAAGCAAAAGGCGGUAAUGAUAGAGCCUGAGGACAAAGAAUCCUCCUCUGAUGAUGAUGACAUGCAAACGAUCGCUGCUCUCUCGGCUCGGAAGCGCGCUCGUUCUGAUCCUCGAACUGACCUGUGGGCAGAAGAUGAACCAAUCGCUGACCGACUGGUUCGCCACAGGUCCUCGAGACACGCUGAAGAAGGAUCUUCAACUGUUGGUGAAGGCACAUCUGCUUCCCAAGCUCUAGCGCCAACUGUUGUGACCCACUCUCCAACUCCUGCGGGCGCUGUAGAUAACGCCCAAUUGGCCUUGAUACCAGUGCAGAUCAUAGAUGACAGCUCGCCAGAGGCUGAAAAUAGCGUACUGCCACUGGACGCCCCUCGCGAGGAAACAAACGACGUUCCUGUCCCCAGCGAGGCUAGCCCAGAGACAAUGCUCGCGAUCAUUGUGUAUGAGCCCCCAAUCGAAGAGGUUUCAAACGUCGUGGGAACUGGGGACGAUGUAAUCGGGGCAGUAGAAGCAGAAGCUGCUGAGCCUGUCCCUAACAUGGUUGAUCAGGAACUUCCUCCCCCUGCCCCCAAGUCGCUGAAGCUGAAGAAUUGGAAGACCUUCCUGAACCAACGCCGGAGGUACCUGAAACAGUGCCAGAAGUACCUAUCGCUGAACCUCCUGAGGCCCCUGUCGCUGAGCCUCCUACUCCUUCUACUUUGGAAAGGUUAGCUCGCGUGCUUGAAGUGCCCCCCCCUGGGGUCGUAGAUGAAGUCAGAGAAGGCCUUCGCCGCUUCCUGGGCCCCGACAUCUUGAUUCCUGGUGCGCCUGUGAGGGUCCUAGAAUACUUGAGGGUGCUCUUGCGCGAGGGAGCCAUCACUGAGGAACAAUUCCAGGAAAUCGAUCAACUGUUGCAGGCUCUUCCUCAAGGGCUCAACGAGCGGGCAGUCGCGAAUGCGCAGGCCAGGCAAACCGAAAUGCAUUAUCAGAACCUUAAUCAGCAAACGGAGACCGCGCGCGACGUCUUGGGUGACCAAGCUAACCUCAUCAGGGACCUGACGCUUGAGAGGAAUCACUUGAGGGCCCAAAUUAAAGCCUUUCAAGCCCGGUUAACCGAAGUUACUGCUAUGCUCGUUCAUGCAGAGCCUCAGUUGGAACAACCCCUCGCUGCUCUCGAGACGCUAUCCCAAGAACUGGCUCAG